UCUCUCUCUCCGUCAUUUCGCAGGUCUCGUCGCGAUUCGAGACGCCGAUCCUCUCUUGCUUGCCCGAAGCAUCGUCGACGAGAUCGCUGGAGGUUGUCUUGGUUGGUUGCCCUUCUGGAUCUCUUUCUCAUCAAUUCAUGGUGGAUUGUGCGGUUGAGGUUCGAAGUCGCGAUCUUGGUAGUGUUCCUCCGCAUUUGUUUCAUUUGGAUUUUUCUCUGGUACCCAAGUUUGGGAGUUGAUUUGGGGGAAUAGCGAAGCGAAAUUUUCGGCUGUCUCUUGAUUCGGUUCUUCAAGAGGAAAAGUGGAAGUUCCCGGCGGAUCUGGUUCCGCCUGCUUCGAAUCAGGGAGUUGUGAGAAGGAAGGCGAUAGGGUUUUGAUUCGAGCGGAGACGGAGUCGUCAUGUUCUAUGGGGCGGUCGUGUGGGAUCCGUGGCUUAUCGUGUCGCAGAUCGUCUGCCUCCUGUGUCUCUACUAUCUGACCCUCGGAUUGUUCAUGGCCGUUCUCGUUAGCGCUCGAGUGCCCCGAAUGAGCCUCGUGUACUUGUUCGAUUUCUCGACGCUUGUGACUUCCACGAUCACCGGAUGGUGCGCCAUCGCCUCGUUCCUUCUCAGCUCCCUCGCCGGGGCAGGUUAUUUGUUUCACUUGAUAGAAAGAGCUAAAAAGUGCUUGGAUUUUUCAGCUACUCUCUACAUCAUCCAUCUCUUUAUAUGCAUCAUAUAUGGGGGUUGGCCAUCUUCCAUUACCUGGUGGGUUGUUAACAUCACUGGUUUGGCAUUGAUGUCAUUCCUCGGCAAACGGUUGUGCAUCAGGCGUGAGUUGCAAGAAAUUCCUAUUGCAAGACUUCGUUCAGACCAUGCGGACCAUCAUCACAAUGGAAGCAUAUGAUAGUUUGAGAGGAUCCCGCUCUUAAUUUAUACCUAGAGUGAAGGAUACCAAUAAAAGUUAGUGGUAUGAAACAACAAAACCAGGUCAGCAGCCAAUUCAGUCCAUGAAGACCACACAAGAGCAGCAUGUAAUUAUGACCAAAAACAAUUAUCGGACAUGGUACUCAAGAUCAUGAAUUUUCAUCUUCUGCCGUAUUCUGUCAUAAUCUUGUUGUUUUUCUAAUUCAAGAACAACCUAUAAUAUGUCCAAUGAGUAAGCUUACUUUAAGAAUUCCUUUGGUUGUUCUAUUGCAUCUGAUUUAGCUGCUCCAUCCAGCUUAGUUUAGGGAACUUUCUGCAAUUAUACUUUUCUUCAUCCAUGGGUAUUUUGCCAGUCACUAGUGGGCGCUACAUCCACCAUCGAUGUUGUUCUUUUAAGAAUUACCACUUGAUAGUUUUGUCUUUACAAAUGAUUGACCUAAUUUACCAUCAAAAUAUAAAAGCCAUGGGAUCUCAUUGCAACUCAGGAUGUAUGUCUAGGCCUUCAACACAAACUGAUGCUAAACUAAGCUCUGCCUUUUAGGGAGAUUUUUAUAUUUACCCUUGUGAAUUGUAUGUUAUUGUAGGAUAUCAAGAAUCAAAAACUUUAAAUGACUUGUAUGCUCUGAUUUCUUUCUUCUUAUUUUUUGUACUAUUUAUUAGUUAACUUUU
Musa acuminata AAA Group (dessert banana) is the source of this 1574-nucleotide messenger RNA. RefSeq lists its product as uncharacterized. Gene Ontology annotation, biological process: Golgi to plasma membrane protein transport; protein localization to Golgi apparatus; Golgi to endosome transport. Gene Ontology annotation, cellular component: trans-Golgi network; Golgi membrane. Lineage: Eukaryota; Viridiplantae; Streptophyta; Magnoliopsida; Zingiberales; Musaceae. The transcript has 3 exons. The coding region runs from base 400 to 885 and encodes 161 amino acids. The record is from RefSeq and is a predicted model, not a curated record.